Lolium rigidum is the source of this 630-nucleotide messenger RNA. RefSeq names its product very-long-chain (3R)-3-hydroxyacyl-CoA dehydratase PASTICCINO 2B-like. Lineage: Eukaryota; Viridiplantae; Streptophyta; Magnoliopsida; Poales; Poaceae. The coding region runs from base 1 to 630 and encodes 209 amino acids. Gene Ontology annotation, molecular function: 3-hydroxyacyl-CoA dehydratase activity. The transcript has 9 exons. The record is from RefSeq and is a predicted model, not a curated record. Gene Ontology annotation, cellular component: endoplasmic reticulum membrane. Gene Ontology annotation, biological process: sphingolipid biosynthetic process; fatty acid elongation; very long-chain fatty acid biosynthetic process.
AUGGCGAGCAGGGCCGGCGGGUCGGCGGCGCGACGGGUCUACCUCUCCCUCUACAACUGGGUCGUCUUCUUCGGAUGGGCGCAGGUGUUGUACCGUGCAGCGUCGGCGUUGCUGCUCGGGAGUGGCAGCCAUGAGGCCGUGUACGCCGCCGUCGAGCAGCCGCUGCUACUCGCGCAGACCGCCGCCUUCAUGGAGAUUCUUCAUUCCAUUCUAGGCUUCGUGAAGUCCCCGGUCUCUGUAUCUCUUUCACAGAUCAGUGGAAGGUUGUACCUCACAUGGGGCAUCCUGUGGACCUUUCCUGAGGUACAAUCUCAUAUUCUUGUUACUUCUUUGAUCCUAAGCUGGUCCGUCACUGAGGUCAUCAGAUAUUCAUUCUUCGGUACGAGAGAGACAUUUGGGUUUGAACCUUCCUGGCUCCUUUGGCUCAGGUACAGCACAUUUCUGGUGUUAUAUCCUAUCGGUUUGUUAAGCGAGGUUGGCCUAAUCUUUGUUGCCAUGCCCUCCAUGAAGGUAACCCAAUACUAUGCAUCGGCUGUCCUCACAACUCUUUACGUUCCAGGAUUUCCAUACCUGUUCCGUUACAUGCUUGCUAAGCGGAAGAAGGUCUUGUCAGCGGCAAAAACUGCAUGA